AAUAAAAUUGUCACAGCCCCAGACAUGGGCUCUGCCAAGCUUGCACAUGCAAAGCUUUCCAACAUGCUGCUGCUGUUGAGCGUGGUUUCCUGUUCUGCUGCUGCUUAUGGGGGUGAGCCCAGCCUGGGCAAGAGGUCCUUGCUUCACUAUGAACACGAUUCCAGUGAUGCUGUUGACUCCUCUCAAGACACGAGGCUACAUGUUUUCACACUGGACUAUGACUAUGUGCAAAUUCCCUAUGAAGUUACCCUUUGGAUCCUCCUUGCCUCUUUUGCAAAAAUAGGUUUCCAUAUCUUUCACCGUUUACCAAGACUCAUGCCUGAAAGCUGCAUCCUGAUUGCCAUUGGAGCACUUGUAGGAGCAAUCAUCUUUGCUUCCCAUCACAAAUCUCCACCGGUGAUGGACAGUAGUAUUUACUUCUUGUAUCUCCUCCCACCCAUUAUCCUGGAGGAGGGUUAUUUCAUGCCAACUCGACCAUUUUUUGAAAACUUUGGAUCCAUUCUGUGGUGGUCUGUUCUGGGAUCUCUGCUAAACUCAUUUGGGAUUGGCCUCUCCCUCUAUGGAGUCUGCCAGAUUGAAGCCUUUGGCCUGAGUGACCUGAACCUGCUGCAGAACUUGCUCUUCGGCAGCAUGAUUUCAGCAGUGGACCCCGUGGCAGCUCUGGUAGUUUUUGAAGAAGCCUCCGUUAAUGAGCAGCUUUACAUGAUGAUCUUUGGAGAGUCACUGCUAAAUGAUGGCAUAACUGUGGUUUUAUACAACAUCUUCAUUGCCUUCACCCAGAUGCACAGGUAUGAAGAGAUUGAAUCCAUUGAUGUCUUUGCUGGCUUUGCUCGCUUUUUCGUAGUGGGGCUGGGUGGAGUCUUGUUUGGCAUCAUAUUUGGAUUUAUCUCAGCAUUCAUGACUCGUUUCACCCACAACGUCUCUUCAAUCGAACCCCUGCUGGUCUUCAUGUUCAGCUACCUCUCCUACUUGUCUGCUGAAACCCUUUACAUCUCUGGCAUUUUGGCGAUGACAGCAUGUGCAGUGACAAUGAAAAAAUAUGUGGAGGAGAAUGUUUCCCAGAAUUCUUAUACCACAAUAAAAUAUUUCAUGAAGAUGCUAAGCAGCAUCAGCGAGACUCUGAUUUUUGUGUUCAUGGGAGUGUCUACAGUGGGGAAAAACCAUGAAUGGAAUUGGGCCUUCAUUUGCUUCACUCUGUUCUUCUGCCUCAUUUGGCGGACAUUGAGUGUGUUUGCUCUCUUCUACAUCAGUAACAAGUUCCGAACAUAUCCCUUCACCUUCAAAGACCAACUCAUUAUUUCUUACAGCGGCCUCCGAGGAGCCAGCAGCUUUUCUCUUGCAUUCUUGCUUCCAGUGAAUCUUUUCCCCAGAAAAAACCUAUUCAUCACUGCGACCAUUGUGGUUAUAUAUUUCACUGUGUUCAUCCAAGGAAUCACAAUUGGACCACUGGUCAAAUACCUGGAUGUUAAAAAGACGAACAAAAAGGAAUCGAUCAAUGAAGAAAUUCAUGUGCGAUUGAUGGAUCACUUGAAGGCUGGUAUUGAAGACAUUUGUGGACAUUGGAGUCAUUAUCAGCUGAGAGAUAAAUUUAAGAAGUUUGACAAUAAGUAUUUGAAGAAAAUUUUAAUUCGGGAGCACCAGCCCAAAUCCAGCCUUGUGUCAUUGUACAAAAAGAUGGAGAUAAAAUUGGCCAUUGAGAUGGCUGAGAGUGGCAUGAAAAUUUCAAAACCAUCCACUACUUCUUUACAGAGCGGCAGGAAGCAGCGUGCACACAGGCUGUCCCCGGCAGAGGUGGAGGCCAUGAGGGAUGUCCUGGCACACAACCUGUACCAAGUGCGACACAGGGCACCAGCAUACAACCGGCACAAUCUUCCUGCUGACACAAGUGAGAAACAAGCGCAAGAAAUCCUCAUCCGUCGGGAACACAGCCUGAGGCAGAGUUGCAGGAAGGGAAACAGCUUGCCUUGGGGUAGACCGAUUAACACCACAGAACUACGCUACUUCUCCUUGCCUCAGGGUCCACGCCAGCCCACUAGAAGAAAAGCCAGGCACGUUACUUUUACAGAUCAGCAUAGAAGUGGCUCUGAUGCUGUGUUGCCGUUAACCUCGAGGUCCCAGCCCCGCCUACGGCCACUGGAAGCAAAGCAGCACGAGGAGCUGAUUCCAAUGGCACACUUGGACAGACGAGCUGGUCCAUGCAAUCUGUCAGGUCGAAGAGGAAAUUCAAUCAGGCGUCAUCGUUUCACCAGAGCAGACAAUCCAGCUCCAAUGCCAAAGGCUCGGUUCACUGUCAGAGAAGUGGAGGAGUAUGAGUCAGAAGAAGAGACAGAAACAAUGGCACCAGCCAGGCCAUUAGUUAUAUGAGGAGCAGACAUCAUCAGUGUUUGCAUCUCUAGGGCCCCUGCUGCACUGCUUCAAAACUAACAAAGCUUUUAUAUGAACCAAACUAUGAUUUUCCUCUGGGGACCAGUGUACUUGCUCUCGUAUCACUUUCAAGAGUUGUAUUAAGGUACUUAGUG
Messenger RNA from Onychostruthus taczanowskii (white-rumped snowfinch), 2519 nucleotides. It is a transcript of the gene SLC9A4, whose product is annotated as solute carrier family 9 member A4. The record is from RefSeq and is a predicted model, not a curated record. Gene Ontology annotation, biological process: regulation of pH; sodium ion transport; proton transmembrane transport. Gene Ontology annotation, cellular component: membrane. Gene Ontology annotation, molecular function: sodium:proton antiporter activity. The transcript has 12 exons. Lineage: Eukaryota; Metazoa; Chordata; Aves; Passeriformes; Passeridae. The coding region runs from base 25 to 2364 and encodes 779 amino acids.